AUGGCAGAUUAUGACGACGAACCGUUCCAAAUGGACGAAGAAGUGGAUCUAGGAAGUCCGGAGCGGGAAUUGAGUCUCACUGAAGAGUAUUUUUCCCGAGAUGGAACGUAUAUGGAAGAAAAUGAUAUUCGACUAGCUUCGAAACCGGAACCUAAAGGCGCCAAUUCCGGGCUGUAUAAAGUGAGUGAAAGUGUGAAUGAUAAUCCAGAGGAGUUGGCUCGUUUGCUUGCAGAGCGGCUUGGAAAAAAUCCAGAAAAAAAUGGUGAGGAAAGCACCGAAUAUGAUGAAGAUGCGGAUGAUAAACUCGAUAUUCAGAAACAAAAAGCUCUUGAAAAUGAGUUUCGUGAAAAGAAUAUAGAUUUACGGGCGCAAGAGGUGACUCCGCCAGAGAAUUUUGCCCCGGUUAUCAACAAUAUUUACCGAUCUUCGUUUCCUCAGAUUCACAGUUUUUCAUUUCUUCGAACGUUAAAAUUGAAGUCAAUUCUUUGUUUGAUCCCUGAAGAAUACCCACAAAUGCACAAAGAUUUUUUUGAAGAGGAAGGAAUCAAGCUUUUUCAAAUGGGAAUGUCAGGAAACAAAGAACCGUUUGUAAAAAUUCCACCAGAUUUGGUGACGGAAGCCGUCAAGGUGGUGCUUGAUCCACGCAACCAACCCAUACUAAUUCACUGCAAUCGAGGGAAGCAUAGAACCGGGUGUUUGGUGGGGGUUAUACGACGAUUGCAACGGUGGCUGUUGACGAUUAUUUUUGACGAAUAUCGUAAAUUUGCAGCUCCUAAGGAACGACCAAUGGACCAACAGUUUAUUGAAUUGUACAAUGAAACCGAGAUUGAGAGAUACGCACAUGAACACGGGUUGCUUCCGCUUCAGUGGGAUGAUGAGGCUGGGCUCUAA
Messenger RNA from Meyerozyma guilliermondii ATCC 6260, 891 nucleotides. RefSeq names its product putative tyrosine protein phosphatase (gene SIW14). Gene Ontology annotation, molecular function: phosphatase activity; inositol diphosphate tetrakisphosphate diphosphatase activity. Gene Ontology annotation, biological process: protein dephosphorylation. The transcript has a single exon. NCBI's taxonomy places the organism in Eukaryota, Fungi, Ascomycota, Pichiomycetes, Serinales, Debaryomycetaceae. The record is from RefSeq and is a predicted model, not a curated record. The coding region runs from base 1 to 891 and encodes 296 amino acids. Gene Ontology annotation, cellular component: cytoplasm.